GGCCACUUAUUGUUGCCCAACCUCUUUCAAAAUCUCCUGUGACUAUUAUCACUAUCCCAAAAUUCCAAUCAUUUCUUUACCAUACAUCCUCUUUCAAUUUCACCUAUUUCGCUCAUUGUUCUUUCUUUGGCCAUCUGUAGUAGAUGGCUGCUAAUUAGUCUGAUCUUCUCUGGUGUAUGAGACCGGCCCUUUUUAAGAAAAAAAUGGAUAAGACUUUGGUUUGGGCGUUGGUGGUUUUGGUGGUUAAUUUCAGUGGAUGUUUCACUGAAGGAGUCAACAAUACCACUUUUCCGAAACGACCAGAUGUCGUAUCAAUUGCGUCUAUCUUGACAUUCGAUUCCAUCAUCGGGAAGGUAGCAAAGAUCGCUUUAGAAGCUGCAAUUGAAGAUGUCAAUGCUGAUCCAACUGUUCUUAAUGGAACCGAGCUAAAACUCACCCUUCAUGACUCAAAAUACAGUGGAUUUCUUAGCAUGAUGGCAGCUUUGCAAGUCAUGGAGACAGAUGCCGUGGCCUUAAUCGGCCCACAAAGUUCGGUUUUAGCGCAUGUGAUUUCCCAUGUGGCAAACGAGCUUCAAGUGCCGUUAUUAUCGUUCACAGCCACUGAUCCUACGUUAUCUUCACUCCAAUAUCCGUUUUUCGUCCGAACAACGCACAGUGAUCUUUACCAAAUGGCCGCCAUAGCAGACAUAGUCCGAUACUACGAAUGGCGACAAGUUAUCGCAAUUUACAUAGACGAUGAUCACGGGAGAAACGGAAUAAUUUCGUUAGGAGAUCAAUUAGCCGCUAGAGGAUGUAAGAUUUCCCAUAAAGCGCCUAUUAAACCACUAGCCACGAAAACAGAUAUUAGUAAUGUUUUAGUUCAAGUUGCUUUAAUGGAGUCUAGAGUUCUUGUUGUCCAUACUUAUGCUAAUUGGGGAUUAGAUAUACUCGAAGUGGCUAAAAGUCUUCAAAUGUUGGAUAACGGGUAUGUUUGGCUUGCGACAAAUUGGCUUUCGACGGUUAUCGACAUUAGUUCUCCACUCCCCACUAAUACGGUUGAUGUUAUGCAAGGGUUUAUUACGUUAAAAUCAUACACAAAAGAAUCAAACCGCACAAGAAAGUUUGCGUCUCAGUGGCGAAACUUAACUGCGUUUGGAUUAAGUACUUAUUGUUUAUAUGCAUACGAUACUGUUUAUAUGCUUGCUCAUGCACUUGAUGCUUAUUUUGAUCGUGGUGGAAACAUUUCGUUCUCGAAAGACGUUAAGUUAAAAGGAAUAAAAGGAGAAAUCUUGAAUCUUGAUUCUUUAAGUAUCUUCGAUGGAGGAAAUUUAUUGGUUCAAGACAUCUUAAACGUUAAAAUGAAAGGCUUAACGGGGGAUUUCGCGUUUACGUCUAAUAAAGACCUGGUUUCCCCCACGUUUGAAGUUCUAAAUGUGAUCGGCACAGGUGUUAGGAGAAUCGGGUAUUGGUCAAACGCUUCGGGUUUGUCAACUACUCCUCCGGAAACAGUCAACAUGAAGCCACGUCAGCAAUCAAGUUCUUCUGACGCAUUACUCGCCGUGAUUUGGCCUGGUCAAAUAAUUCAAAAACCGCGUGGAUGGGUUUUCCCGGAGAACGGAAAGCAGUUAAAAAUCGGUGUUCCGAAGAGAGUCAGUUUUCAAGAAUUUGUCGGACAAUCAAGGAACAGUGAUGCGUUUAAGGGAUACUGUAUCGAUGUUUUUACGGCUGCCGUAAACUUACUUCCGUAUGCCGUUCCUUAUAAGUUUCAAUCGUACGGAGACGGUGUCAAGAACCCUAGCAACACCAUGCUUGUGAGCUUGAUAAACACUGGAGUUUAUGAUGCUGCAGUGGGAGAUAUUGCUAUAACUACUAAUCGGACACGAUUAGCAGAUUUUUCGCAACCGUUUAUUGAAUCUGGGCUGGUUGUAGUGGCACCGGUUCGGAGGUCAACCUCUAGUACGUGGGCUUUUCUUAGACCGUUUUCUCCUUUAAUGUGGUGUGUUUCGGGAAUCUUUUUCAUAGUUGUGGGAGCUGUUGUUUGGAUUCUAGAACAUCGUAUAAACGAUGAGUUCCGUGGUCCUCCCAAAAAACAGCUUGUUACGGUUCUAUGGUUUAGCUUUUCAACUUUGUUUUCCUCCCACAGAGAGAACACGCUGAGCACUCUCGGUCGUAUGGUUUUAAUCUUAUGGUUAUUUGUGGUUCUGAUAAUAAACUCAAGCUACACUGCUAGUUUGACCUCAAUCUUGACCGUUCAAAAACUUUAUUCGCCUAUUAAAGGAAUCGAUAGUUUAAUGGCAAGCAAGGAUCCCAUUGGGUACCAAGAAAAUUCAUUUGUCCGUAAUUAUCUUAUAGCCGAAUACGGCAUUCAUGAAUCUCGGUUAAUUCCGCUUUCAUUGCCCGAAGACUUCGACAAAGCGUUGAGAGACGGUCCCAAAAACGGCGGUGUUGCUGCCGUUGUCGAUGAACGUGCGUAUGUCGAACUCUUUCUUUCAACCCGUUGUGAUUUCAGCAUUGUCGGUCAAGAGUUUACCAAAAAUGGAUGGGGAUUUGCCUUUCCACGGGACUCUCCGUUAGCAGCCGAUAUGUCAACGGCUAUUUUAAAACUAUCGGAAAGCGGUGAGCUACAAAGGAUACAUGACAAAUGGUUGAUGAGAAGCGCGUGCAGCUCCCAAGGAACGAAAUUCGAAGUAGACCAACUUGAAUUAACAAGCUUUCGAGGCCUAUUCAUAAUAUGCGGAUUAGUUUGUUUUCUUGCUCUUAUCAUAUACAUUGGAUUAAUUAUAAGGCAAUUUUACAAACAUUAUCCGAUGCUUUCUGAGUCGAGCGGGAGAAGUGUUCGGUCGGGACCUCUUCAGACGUUCGUUUCAUUCGUUGAUGAAAAAGAAGAGACGAUAAAAGCCCGUUCAAAGAGAAAAUAUUCAGAAGGAAGUUCAUACCGGACAGAUGUAGAUAAUGCGUCAAUUCAGAACUAUAAAUGCAGCAGACUUGACACAACCACUUCUAAGAUCUUCUAAAGUCUGCAGAAGGUUAAACACCACCACCCACCACCACUACCCGCCACCACCACCACCACCAUCCGUACACCACCAGUUUAGUGUUGUAUUGUUUUGUUGUUGUAUCUGGUAUAACAAAGGAUUCUCGAGGUUACUAGAUUUAUUUGACAAACUUGGCUAGCUAAGAACUAAAGCUGAUAGAUGAAUAUAUCAAAUACUUCCUAAAAUUCAACUACACCACUAUACAAAGCCUCUACAGUUGUA
Messenger RNA from Helianthus annuus (common sunflower), 3236 nucleotides. RefSeq names its product glutamate receptor 3.6. NCBI's taxonomy places the organism in Eukaryota, Viridiplantae, Streptophyta, Magnoliopsida, Asterales, Asteraceae. Gene Ontology annotation, cellular component: plasma membrane. The transcript has 8 exons. Gene Ontology annotation, molecular function: glutamate-gated receptor activity. Bases 177 to 2993 code for a protein of 938 amino acids. The record is from RefSeq and is a predicted model, not a curated record.